Molecule: messenger RNA, 384 nt
Organism: Colletotrichum costaricense
Lineage: Eukaryota; Fungi; Ascomycota; Sordariomycetes; Glomerellales; Glomerellaceae
Exons: 4
Source: RefSeq, a predicted model, not a curated record
CCGUACAGGCUAUCCGUACUUCACAAUGAGGAACUCCAUACAGAGAGGAGAAGGAGAAGGAGGAGGAAGAAAAAGAGCGGUAGGCGCCGAGCGACAGCGUUACUUCGGACCAUGACUGGACCAGAGGCAGAACUAGACCAGAACAGACUCCAGGCCAGGCCAAACCAAAGGCGCCGAGGACGGGCAUGCAAGUCUGCAGCCGCUCCAGCUGCAAAUGCAAGGCAUGCCGCAAGCUCGCAAGAUCAGGAACUUGAAAGAUGGCUUUGCGUCCUUGGCCUUUGGUAUCCAUCCGAAGGGAAGCGGCGGCGACAGCAGCGGCAGCAGCAGCGGCAGCAAAGCACGGGCAUUGAUGGUGUCUGUCGCAGCGCAGCAUGGAAGGAUUGA